This is a messenger RNA of Zingiber officinale, 793 nucleotides long. RefSeq names its product copper transporter 6-like. Gene Ontology annotation, biological process: copper ion transmembrane transport; intracellular copper ion homeostasis. Gene Ontology annotation, molecular function: copper ion transmembrane transporter activity. The record is from RefSeq and is a predicted model, not a curated record. The transcript has a single exon. NCBI's taxonomy places the organism in Eukaryota, Viridiplantae, Streptophyta, Magnoliopsida, Zingiberales, Zingiberaceae. Bases 229 to 660 code for a protein of 143 amino acids. Gene Ontology annotation, cellular component: plasma membrane.
CCGACCACCGGUCGCGAUCGGCGACAGCAUCCACGCCACGGACGGUGGAAACGCCGUCCGCCCGUCGCUAUCUCGAUGGCUUCAAGGUCUCGCUUUCGUCCUUGCAUGGCGGAGCGUCGCCAUCGCCCUUCUCCCUCUCAGCGCCGGCACCGUCAUCGCCAUCCACUCGUUGCUCCCCAUUAAAACCCCGGACGACAUUCCGUUUCCUUCCUCACCUGGCUAACAACGAUGGGCACGAGAGGAGGCGGCGACGGGAUGAUCAUGCCGCCGGACGAUUCCAUGGGCGGGGACGGCUACACGCCGAUGCACAGCUCCUUCUUCUGGGGCUCGCACGUCCAGAUCCUCUUCGCCGGGUGGCCCGGCGACCGCGGCCUAGGCAUGUACAUCCUCGCCCUCCUCGCCGUCUUCGCAACCGCCGCCCUCGUCGACGCGCUCUCUCUCGCCAUUCAGAACCUCUCCAAGAGGCGCUUCGGCCCGCGCCGCGUCUCGAUGGCCCUCCUCAUCGCGGCGGUUCACGCCCUCCGUGUGGGUCUUGCAUACCUGGUCAUGCUCGCCGUCAUGUCCUUCAACAUCGGCGUGCUCAUUGCCGCCAUCGCCGGCCACGCCGUCGGAUCCCUAAUUUCCGGCAGCGGCUUCUUUGGACUUGUUAGUACGAAGUAGUAGUGAUUGAAUUCCUUGUCCAGAGUCAUCGUUGCUUCCGCUCCAUUUCGAUUUGUCGAUGCCCUAAUUGUUAGAACUCCGUCAAUGGAACUGAAAGAUUCGAUUUGUAAUCAAAAACGUGUUUCCUCUGUGA